Molecule: messenger RNA, 312 nt
Organism: Blepharisma stoltei
Lineage: Eukaryota; Ciliophora; Heterotrichea; Heterotrichida; Blepharismidae
Source: the annotation of a GenBank genome assembly
AUGAACAUAUGAACUGCGUCCCUAAGCUUAUUGCUUGACACAAAAUUUUUUAGACUUGACAAAGCACAUUCAACUGAUUCAUCAUUUGAGGAUUCAAUAGGUGCCUUAGAAAAUCAAGCAUGGGUAAGUGCCUGUGAAGCAGUUAGUCUCUUUUUCAUUGGACAAAUCAGCUUUAAAAUUAAUCUUUUAGCUUCAUCUGAGAUUUUAUCCCAAGGACUAUCUGCAAGGUUGAUUUUUCCUUUUUUUAUGUUUAAAGCUAUUUCUUCGUCUGAUUUUCCAUUAAAAGGCAGCGACCCAGAUAAUAGUAAAUAG